ACUUCAAAAGAACGGGAGAAUUACUUCCUACUUCACUAUUUCUAACAUUGCAAUUAGGGCACAUGUACUAAUUUGAAUAGUUAAAUCAAGUUUCAAGGAGGCAAAUAGGCAAGGCAAGCAGCUACGGUUCACGAAGUUACCUGAGCCGGCACACCGGAAAAAGAAAAAUGCCGCUUGGACUAAUACUUGGGCUUGGAAGGGCAAUGCGAAGGAAGCGUACAUCAUCAUUGGAUAUCCUUUCUUCAAAGAGAGCCCCUAGAAAUUACUACAAAGGAAAAAAUUGUAAACCCACUGGAUUUCAUACUCGCAAAGGUGGCUAUGUUGUGGUGCAAGAAAAGCUCCCUAAUUAUGUUGUUCCUGAUCUCACCAAUUUUAAGCUUAAGCCUUAUGUUGCUCAGUGCCCACUGAAUCCGUCAACAACUGAGAAUACAUCAAAAUAGAUUGACGACCAAAGAAGUAACCUUCUAGGCUUCUACUGUCACUACACCAAAUCUUCCCAGGUAUGGAACUGUCAAGAAAAAACUUCAAUGAAGCUGUUUUUCUCAGUUUUGGUUUGCUUUGUUCAGCUUUUCUCAUUUAGCUUAAUAAUCAUAGUUUAGGAUACAUAAACUCAUAAGAUCAACCGAAACGGGUUACGUCAUAUGUAUACAUGCUUGAACAUUGUGAUGGAAUUAGAGUGCACAAUAUUUCAAUUUUGUGAUC
Molecule: messenger RNA, 702 nt
Organism: Amaranthus tricolor (Joseph's coat)
Lineage: Eukaryota; Viridiplantae; Streptophyta; Magnoliopsida; Caryophyllales; Amaranthaceae
Exons: 4
Coding region: 168-440 (90 amino acids)
Biological process (GO): translation
Cellular component (GO): mitochondrial large ribosomal subunit
Molecular function (GO): structural constituent of ribosome
Source: RefSeq, a predicted model, not a curated record